Messenger RNA from Impatiens glandulifera, 910 nucleotides. Its product is annotated as protein CURVATURE THYLAKOID 1D, chloroplastic-like. Gene Ontology annotation, cellular component: thylakoid; chloroplast thylakoid membrane. Lineage: Eukaryota; Viridiplantae; Streptophyta; Magnoliopsida; Ericales; Balsaminaceae. The record is from RefSeq and is a predicted model, not a curated record. Bases 104 to 766 code for a protein of 220 amino acids. The transcript is spliced from 5 exons.
GCCGAAACCCUAAGUCGGUCAUAUUUCAGGCCUCUGCCCUUCUCCUUCGUUAAAGACGAGCCCAAGUGCUAACCAGACAAACGCCUUCAAGUUCAUCUCUAGAAUGGAGCUGUCUACUUCCAUAACCAUCUCGGCACUCCCUUCUUUCACUUUCAACAGGCCUUUUCUCACACGGAAAACGUCUCUUCCUUUUAAGCUAUCUUCAUUUUCUCGCACCAACCAAGGAUUGCUGUACCGCACUAAUUUGACUGUGAGAUCAACAUAUGAAGAAGAAAUCCCAACUGAUUCAAAUUCAACCAACUAUGUUGCAGACUUUGGCAAGAUAAAAAUUGCAGAUGAUGAACAGGAAUCACUUUCUGAUGAUUCUCCGACAGAGUUGAUUAAGGAAAACAUAAAAAUGGAAGAUGAUCAACCAGUUCAACAUGAAUCAUCGGUUUCUGAUGAUUCUCCGGCAGGAUUCCCUAAGGAAGACUCUCCCUUGGAUGGCCAAAUGCAGACACUUGAGUUUAUCGAUAAGCUUGACAUAAAGUGGGAUUCAGACAGUAGUAUAUAUUCAAGUCUUCUGCUAGGAGGUGGUGCCCUGUUUGGUUUAUGGCUAGCAACAGCUGUUGUUGGUGCUGUUGACUCUAUACCAUUGCUUCCUAAAUUUCUGGAAGUUGUUGGUCUUGGAUACACACUCUGGUUUGGGACUCGAUAUCUCAUCUUUAAGGAAAAUAGGAAGGAAUUGGCUAGCAAGAUUGAAGAGAUAAAGAAGUAUGUUAUAUGAAAGCCCAAUGAUGAUGCUUGAUGUGGAAUGGAAUGAGACUUGUUUUAAUCGUUGUAUUGAACAUCUGUUUUGUUGCAAUCUUUAGUUGUUUUGGCAGUUUUGUGAUCCAUCAUCAUCAUGUGAAUAAAUAAGUUACAGAUUUAC